Molecule: messenger RNA, 4553 nt
Organism: Dothidotthia symphoricarpi CBS 119687
Lineage: Eukaryota; Fungi; Ascomycota; Dothideomycetes; Pleosporales; Dothidotthiaceae
Product: leptomycin B resistance protein pmd1
Exons: 9
Coding region: 387-4553 (1388 amino acids)
Biological process (GO): transmembrane transport
Cellular component (GO): membrane
Molecular function (GO): ABC-type transporter activity; ATP hydrolysis activity; ATP binding
Source: RefSeq, a predicted model, not a curated record
AAACUAUCUCAAUCCAACUAUCCAGGUAAACAAAGGCAGAAAAAUUGCCACUUCUCCGAUAUUCGUCACCUCGCAUUUCCUCGCUCGAUAUGGACGUCGCUUUACGCCAAGGGGGUGGCUGAUCGGUACGACCUCGCUGAGAGGCCCGCCUUUGUGCACCGCAACACCCAGGCAGUCGAUCCUCCAGAUGUCGACUCGUGUAAUCUUCCGGAUAAAUAUACGCGAGCUGCUAAUUUCCUGUUGCUAAACUGGGGGUUGCACAUAAUAUGCAGGGAGAAACGCCAUAGAUUCUAGGCACCAACAUUUUGUUGGCCUUUAAUACUCGACUUGUGACGGAUCUUGAGUAGCUUUUAGUUUCUUUGUAUGUUGCACGGUUUUUGAGAGUCAUGUUUAGUAAGGAUAAAGUACAGCACCCUGUGGCUAGCGUCGAGGCGGGUGUUGCUGCACAACAGGCGCAAGUCGUCGAGAAUGCGGUGACGGGGAAAGAUGGUGUGGCGGAAGCUGUUGAGGAGAAAGAACAUGGUGGUACCGAGACGAAGAAAGCCUCGAAAGGAGAUAUGGUUAACUACUUUCGCGUGCUCUCCUAUGGCACGAACUUGGAUUACUUCCUAAUGGCAAUGUGUUGCCUCACGGCAAUCGGCUCUGGCAUUACCAUGCCACUCAUGAACAUCGUCUUCGGCCAACUGGUCGGCAACUUCACAAACUACUUCAUCCCCGGAACAACAGUAACACGGAACGAGUUCCAAGCAGAGAUCAACCGCCUAGCCCUCCUAAUCGUCUACCUAUUCAUCGGCAAAUUCGUCCUGACAUACAUUGCCAUGCUCACAAUCCGCAUCAGCGGUCUCCGCAUCUCCGCCGCCCUCCGCCUAGCCUACCUGCGCGCCCUCUUCGCCCAGCCAAUCCCCCUAAUCGACACCAUCAGCCCGGGCAAAGUCUCCACCCGCAUAACAACAUCCUCCAACACCAUCCAGCUCGCCAUCUCGCAGCACCUAGCCAUGCUAUUCCAAUCCCUCGCCUUCACAAUCGGCCUGUAUGUCGUGGCGUUUACGAAGAGCUGGCUGCUUACGCUGGUUGCGUCGGCGGCGCUGCCAUUUAUUCUGGUCGUGUAUGGUAUGGUGCUGCCGCCGUUUAUUCGCAUUCAUAAGGUUACGGAGAGGCAUGUGGAGGAUGCGUCCGCGAUGGCGUUUGAGAUGUUUGCGUCUGUGAGGAUUGUUACGGCGUUUGGGGCGGAGGGGAAGUUGGCGAGGCUGCAUCGGGGGAUGUUGGGGAAGGCUAUGGAUAAUUCGAAGAGAGCUGCACCGUUGACUGGGCUCAUGAUUGCUCCUUCAAUGAUGGCUAUGUAUGGGACGUUUGGCCUCACUUUCUGGUAUGGGAUCAAGCAGUAUAGCGAGGGUCGGAUUGCCGAUGUUGGUGUGAUUACCGUCGUACUCUUCUCCGUCAUGAUGGCUGUGAUGAACAUCGGACGGCUCGUGGCUCCCAUCAUCGCCAUUGCGAAAGCAGGCGCAGCAGCCACUGAGCUAUUCACUACCAUCGACGCCCCAGUUCCAGACACAUCUGGUGUGAAAGAGCCAGACAUCAGCGCUGAUGCCGAUAUCGUAUUCGAGAACGUGUCGUUCUCGUAUCCCAGCCGUCCUAACGUUCAGAUCCUUGAUAAGCUCAAUCUGACACUUCGUGCUGGCAAAGUUACGGCGAUUGUAGGCCCUUCUGGGUCGGGCAAAAGCACCAUCGUCGGCCUGGUGCAGAGGUGGUAUGAGUUGCUGGGGACAACUGCGAUGGUGGAAAUCACAGACCAGAUAGGGGACCAGGUCCCUGUUGAUGUGCUUGCUAAAGAGGAAGAGAAACCUAGGAAGUUCAGGGCAUUUCGAAAAGCUGGUACGCCCAAAACUGGGGACAAAAAUCAUGAUAACACUGCAAAGCCCAGCCACCACAAGAAGCCCGCAAAGCCCCAAAACGCAAACCAGAAGAAAGAACCCGAGCCCGACCUAGGACCGAACACCUGCACAGGCAGCAUCCGCACAGGAACCACCAACCUACGCACCGUCGACCUGAAAUGGUGGCGCUCCCAAAUCGGGCUGGUACAACAAGAGCCCUUCCUCUUCAACGACACGCUCUACAACAACGUCGCCUACGGCCUCUGCGGAACACACUACGAGGACCUGCCCAGAACGCAGAAGCUCGCAAUGGUGGAGGAAGCGUGUCGCGAGGCGUACGCCGACGAGUUCAUAUGCAAACUGCCGCAAGGCUACGAUACGCUUGUGGGGGAGAGUGGAAUCAGGCUCUCUGGGGGCCAGCGGCAGCGGAUCGCUAUUGCGCGGAGUAUUAUCAAGAGGCCGCCGAUUCUCAUCCUGGAUGAGGCUACGAGUGCGAUUGAUGUUCGGACGGAGAGGGUUGUGCAGAAGGCGCUUGAUCGCGUGGCGAGGGGGAGGACUACGAUUGUUAUUGCGCAUCGAUUGUCGACUGUUAGGAGGGCGGAUGCGAUUGUUGUGUUGAGGCAGGGUGAGUGCGUGGAGCAGGGUACGCAUGAGGAGCUGUUGCAGAUAGAAGCAGGCGUAUAUAGAAGCCUAGUCCAAGCCCAAGAACUCACAACAGAAGCCCAAGAAGACGACGAGUGCGAAGAACCAACCACAGAAAGAGCUCAAUCCACCACCUCGAAGGCGCAAGAAUCCUCGCCACAGAACCACACCUCCUCGGACGACAACGACACAACAUACAAAGAAAAAGGCUUACUCCGCAGCGUCGGCCGCCUCGUCGCCGAACAGCGCCACCACUGGUUUCUCUACACACUCGCGACCCUAGGAAUCCUCGGCGCAGGAGCAGUCUACCCCCUCCAAGCCUACAUCUUCGCCAACGUAAUCCAAGUAUUCGUAUACACCGGUCCCCGCCUCGUCCGUGAAGGGAACUUCUGGGCGGCCAUGUUCGGCGUCGAAACCGCCGGCGUCGGGCUAUCAUACUACAUCCUAGGGACAGCCACACACCUGAUCUCCACGCACCUAGUACGACACUACCGACAAGAAUACCUCGUAAACAUGAUCCGCAAACGCAUCCCCUUCUUCGACGACCCGGCGCACAGCCCCGGUUCCCUCACUGCCAGACUGAGCUCAGACCCCACGCAGAUCCAGCAGCUGAUGUCGACGGAGAUGUCCCUGGCACUCAUCGCCAUCGUGAACCUGGUCGGUUCGCUGAUCCUAUCUUUCGUCUACGGAUGGAAGUUAUCCCUCGUCGGGCUCUUCUCCGUGCUGCCCGUCAUCCUGACCGCGGGCUACUACCGCAUGCGGCUUGAGAUAGGCUUCGAGGCCAUGAACGCCAAGGUGUUCGAGAACAGCAGUCAGUUCGCCACCGAGGCUGUUGGUGCGUUCCGCACCGUGCUCAGUCUGAUUAUGGAGGACACGAUUGGGGCGCGGUACGAGGCGCUGCUUGCUCAGCAUGUUAGGCAGGCGUUUGGGAGUGCGAAGUAUAGCACGCUUGUGUUUGCGGCGAGUGAUAGUGUGGAGUUGGCGUGUAUGGCGCUGACGUUUUGGUAUGGGGGGACGUUGCUUGCGGCGCGCGAGUAUGGGCUUGUGGACUUUUUCGUUGUUUAUAUGGCGGUUGUGCAGGGCGCUGUGGCGGCGGGGACGUGGUUUUCUUUUGCGCCUAAUAUGGCCCAAGCAACCGGAGCAGCAAACCGCAUCCUCAGCAUGCGCCCCCCAAGCAUCCCUUCCCCUCCCCCCACAAACAACCCCCUCAUCCCCAAUUCCUCCCCCCUCGGCCCCAGCAUAUCCAUUCACAACCUAUCCUUCACCUACGCCUCGCGCCCCACCCCCGUGCUCUCAAACCUCACCCUCUCCAUCCCCGCCGGCCACUUCGCCGCACUAGUAGGCUCCUCCGGCUGCGGAAAAUCCACCCUAAUCUCGCUGCUAGAGCGCUUCUACGAGCCCACAUCCGGCACCAUCCUGCUCGACAACACGCCCAUAAACACUCACUCGCCAUCCGCACACCGUGCGCAAAUCAGCCUCGUGAGUCAAGAGUCCGCGUUGUAUGAUGGGAGUAUUGCGGCGAAUGUGGCGCUUUCCGUCGACGAAGGAGACGAAGGCGACGGCGACGGCGACGGCGACGGCGGCGGCGGUGGCGGUGGCGGUGAUGAUGACAAACGUAGACUAGAUAUCGAAGCCGCAUGUCGCGACGCACAAAUCCACGAUUUCAUCGCAUCGCUGCCCGAGGGGUACAACACGCGGCUCGGGCCCAAGGGACUUAGUCUGUCGGGCGGGCAGAGACAGCGGGUUGCGCUUGCGAGGGCGUUGUUGAGGCGGCCGCGGCUUUUGCUGCUGGAUGAGGCGACGAGCUCGUUGGAUUCUGAGAGUGAGAAGUUGGUUCAGGGGGCUAUUGAGAGGGUUGCUGGGGUGGGGAGGACAUGUACAGUCCUUGCCGUAGCGCACCGUCUCGCGACGAUCCAGCAGGCGGAUGUCAUUUUCGUGCUGGGGAGUGGACGGGUGCUGGAGCAGGGGGAUCAUCAGUCGCUGUUGAGGAGGCGGGGUGUGUACUGGCAGAUGUGUCAGGCGCAGGCUUUGGAUCGGUGA